Messenger RNA from Camellia sinensis, 615 nucleotides. Lineage: Eukaryota; Viridiplantae; Streptophyta; Magnoliopsida; Ericales; Theaceae. The record is from RefSeq and is a predicted model, not a curated record.
AUGGUACUGCCUGAACAGGUCGCUGAAGCAAAGCGGAUGUAUCAUGUAAUACAGAAAAAACACUUCACAUUUGAUACAUGUUGGGAUAUUUUGCGCCGAAGUUGUAAGUGGGAUGAAUUUCGAACACAAUCCAAAAAGAGUACGCAACAUGCUUAUCCAUGUUCUAAUCCACCAACUGGAGAAUCUGAUGCAUUUCAAUCCAACCAGAAUAAUGUUCUGCACGAAGAACCAUCUAAUCCAUCAACACGACCAAUUGGUACUAAAGCAGCGAAAGAGAAGUUGAAGAAUCAAACAACCCACGAUAGUAGAUUUUAUGAAAUGGCUGCCAACCAAUCCAAACUGGUUGAAGUGUUAUCAACUAUUUCUGCUAGAACUAUUGAGCGAGAUGAACAAAAGGCGAUCGACCGUAACCAGAAAGCUGCAGACCGUCGAAGAAGGGCCGAAGAUAGGGAGGAACAACUAAAACUCCUAUCUAUGAUGAAUGAAAGAGAACAACGAAAUGAAGAUCAUAAAAUAAUGUCAAUGGACAUGACAAAUUUAAAUCCAAUGCAAAGGGCGUACUACGAAGAUCUUCAACGACAGAUUUUAUUUCGAACAACUAAUAGAUUACCUUGA